AUAUUUAUAGCGUUGAAAAUAUUUUUCAGUAUAAAAGAUUGUGUAAAAAUUAUGUUGGUUUAAUUACAACUGAGAAAUUACAAAAUGGAAGCUCCAAAACCUGCAAAGAAACUUAUCAGUCACGAUAAUGAUGCAUUUGAGCUAGAACCUUUUGAACCUGAAAAUGUUGAGCACAGCUUACCUGGCAGUGUUGUAGAUCUACAAAGCACACCUGUAUCUGCUGUACCAAUGAAAACAGAAACAUCCUUAUCCGGUUCUGAUGACCAGCUGGUAGAAAUUCCAAAGCUUAAAACAUAUAUGAAAGGUAAAGGAAAGUCUGGACCCAAAGCAAUGCUUAGUCGAGCUUUGCAGCAGAACAAAGUACUUCCCAUAAGUCCUGAUGUUGGUGAAAUGGAAAGGCCAUCCAGUGCACCAGAGCGCCACCGAAAACCACCACCCCCUAUUUUGGUUCAGUCGAAGCGACCCAACACGGCAUCGUUUGCUCCAAGACCCUUUUCCCUGCCUUUGAGGCAAGAUUCUUCACCGAAGCUACCAGCAAACAUUGAGGUUCAACCAGAAGAACCACGUGAGCUAUCGACAAGCCAAAGUAUGAGGUCAAGGAAAAAUGAACUGGCAACACCAGCCGUAAAUGAGACUGCGUAUAUUCCGUACGAAUAUGCACAGAGAAUGAUUGGCAGGAUUGUUGAUGAUAUGAAAGACAUGAAGACAACUCACCUGUCAAUUCUUGCACGGAUGGAGGAUCAGUAUCAGUGCAUUGAAAAAGAGACGCAGUUGCAGUUUGAUGAAUUUGUAAGUUCCAUGCAGGGUUCAAACAGAGGAAAAGUGAAUAACUAUCUUCGUAUCAUUAACCUCUUGCGCAUUGAGUUGGCAAAGACUCAGGGUCAAAGCAGUGAUGCACUGAAGAGUUUGCAGCUAAAGAACAAAGAUUUGCUUAAGCAGAAACAUGAUUAUUUGAAGGCACGAAAGGAUUCGGUUACUGCAGAGUCAACAAAACCAAAGCCAGUGGCUGCUGUGCCACAAGUUGUGGAACAUGUUGCUGAAGACAAGAUAUCUAAGGAUAUUCAACAAACUGAGAAGGAAGAGAAAGAUGAAAGUGAUCAGGAAGAGGGACAUGUUGUUGUUGUUCCUGUGCUUGCAAAAGCAGAACCACGAGGAACAAAAGAGUCGGGAGAUUUGGAAGAUCAAGUUGAAGAUGCCACUCAAAAUAUCGAUCAACAGAAAGAAACCGAUGCUGUUGUUGAUAUAGUCAGUGAUGGUGGAUCUGUGGAGGAGAGGGAGGAAGUAGGAGAUGAUCUGAGUGAUAAGGAAGAUGAUGCUCAGGAGGAAGUAGGAGAUGAUCUAAGUGAUAAGGAAGAUGAUGCUCAGGAGGAAGGGCUGCUGGAUCAUGACGAUAAAGUUGAUGAUGUUGUGGUUGAUGGAGUGAUUGUUCCAGUACCUGUAAAGAAAGGGAUCUUGUCCAGUGGAAAGAAGGACAAGCAGCAGAAACAGGCUCAGAAGUCGCCUUCGAAACGUGUCAAGCCACAGGACCAACCAGUUCAUGCUGCACCUGUUCCUGUAUCAUCUGAUAGGGAAAAGAAGAAAUUAGAAAAGCAGUUGAAAGACUUGGAGAAGAAAUUGGCAAUGAAGACAAAGAUUGCAGAGCGAGAUCAAAAAGUUGCAACGGAUGCAAAGCAGGAGCUUCAAGCUGCAACCAAAGAGGUAACUGAGCUAAAGAAAAAGAUCACUCUGUUGGAAAAGGAGUAUCAAAGCUUACAUGAAGCAGCGGGAGCUGGUGCCAUUGCGCUGCAGAAGUUGCCAGAGUUGAAAGAGGAAAUUAAAAGCUUAUCAUCUCAAAACCAAACUUUGGUUGAUAACUACAACACUGAGAGGGUUUUGAGGAAGAAGUAUUACAACAUGGUUGAGGAUAUGAAAGGUCGCAUUCGUGUUUAUUGCAGAGUGCGACCACUCAGCAAAACAGAGAAAUCUAAUAAUAAUACAAAUGUCAUUCAAUCUCCAGAUGAUUACACAAUCAAAGUUGCAGCAAAGAAGGGCGAAAAAGAAUUCCAGUUCGACCAGAUUUUUACUCCAGACCACAGUCAAGCAGAUGUGUUUGAAGACACCAACAAUUUAGUGCAAUCAGCUAUUGAUGGUUAUAACGUGUGCAUCUUUGCCUACGGACAAACUGGUUCUGGUAAAACAUACACGAUGAUUGGAGACUCGGACCAAACACAACCUGGUAUUGCACCAAGAGCCUUCGAAAGAAUAUUUAGUCUCAUCAAAGAAAAUAGCCAGAAGUUUUCUUUCUCUGUUUCUUGUUACAUGAUGGAGUUGUACAACGACAAGUUAAUAGAUCUGCUGGUUACUUCAGGUGGUGGCGACUCUGCAAAGCUUGAUAUUAAGAAGGAUAAGCGGGGCAUGGUGUUUAUACAAGGAGCUGUUGUCAAUCAGGCAGAGAAUCCUGCUGAACUACAAACGAUUUUCACCAAAGGUUCUGCAAACCGUCACAUCGCCUCUACUAAGAUGAAUGCUGAGAGUUCACGCUCCCAUCUCGUUAUUGGUGUAGUGAUAGAAAGCACCAAUCUCACCUCAGGGGCCAUCACUCGUGGAAAACUCAGCUUGGUUGAUCUUGCUGGCAGUGAGAGGGUUGGAAAAACAGGAGCAACUGCUGAUCAGUUGAAGGAAGCCAACUCAAUCAAUAAAUCACUGUCUGCUCUAGGUGAUGUUAUUUCUGCUCUCUCCAGCGAGCAAUCUUUUAUCCCUUACAGGAACAAUAAGCUUACAAUGAUGAUGCAAGAUUCCUUAGGAGGCAAUGCAAAGACCCUCAUGUUUGUGAACAUCUCCCCAGCUAACUACAAUUCUGAGGAAUCAGUGACUUCACUGACAUAUGCGGCACGUGUAAAACUCAUCACCAAUGAUGCUUCAAAGAAUGCUGAAACAAAAGAAGUGGCUCGACUUAAACAAGUAAUUGCUAAAUUGAAGGCAGGGGAAGAUAUUGAUGAUUUAGAUUACUAAAGACAUUUUGUGCAUAUUUGGUGAAAAAGUCUAAUGUAAUAGUAAUAGACUACUAGUAGUAUAAUUUUUAUAAUUUGGUAUACAAUUGAAUUCCCGUAGAAUUUUAGCCUUAUAUCAUGCAGUGCACUUAACUUGUCUUUUCAUAUUUCAUUACACUGUACAAUAAACCACUCAGUAAUUUUGUAAAGUAGCAUAUCGUUUUUUAAUAUGUUUUUAGGU
Molecule: messenger RNA, 3210 nt
Organism: Ciona intestinalis (vase tunicate)
Lineage: Eukaryota; Metazoa; Chordata; Ascidiacea; Phlebobranchia; Cionidae
Biological process (GO): microtubule-based movement
Molecular function (GO): ATP binding; microtubule motor activity; microtubule binding
Source: RefSeq, a predicted model, not a curated record